Argiope bruennichi is the source of this 7377-nucleotide messenger RNA. RefSeq names its product testis-expressed protein 2-like. Gene Ontology annotation, molecular function: lipid binding. NCBI's taxonomy places the organism in Eukaryota, Metazoa, Arthropoda, Arachnida, Araneae, Araneidae. The record is from RefSeq and is a predicted model, not a curated record. Gene Ontology annotation, cellular component: endoplasmic reticulum. Bases 339 to 3218 code for a protein of 959 amino acids. The transcript has 8 exons.
UUUUACUUCCACUUUCUAUUUUUGUAUACAAUUCAAUGUUUUGAUCGUAAGUGUCGUAGUUGGGAGAGCUAUCUGUAUGCUGAAUUGAAUCGCUUUCAAAGCUAGUUAUUUCCUUCCUGUUAAUUAGCCGGAGUUUCCACUUUCUGUUUUAAAUUUUUUAUUCUGAGUUUACUGAAAUAAAUUUCUGGAAUUCUAAGAAUAUAUAAUUUUUAUAUCAUUUGCAUAUUGCUGUAGCUUUUUUUAUCAGUUUUUUUUUUAAUGGAUGUUUUUUGCUUUUAGUUAAAAACAAAUUAAAGAUGUUUUUGUAAUAGAAUUUCUAAUAUUUCCUAACUAAAGAAAUGAACAAAUCUUUCCGUAAUAUUCAUGGAUCUAAAAGCCGAUCGUCCUCAACAACUUUCAUAUCUCUCCAUUUUAAUAAAGCCGACGAAGAACAGUUAGAAAUAAGCUAUGGUGAUAAAGGUGAAACAGCAUCCGAAGCUGCCAAAAAGGAAGAAAAUAUACCGGAAGCAACAUCGGCAUCAGAAAAUAAAUGUCCUGAGGAAGAUAUAAGUGAUAAUGAUGAAAACUUAUCCAAAACAAUUGUUGACAAAGAUGAAAAAAAUAGUCGUGAAUCGACUCCAGGCCGAGACUCAGUUGUUAAGGAAUACUGGUCUCGAAUUAGUAAACGAGCGUCUAGUGUGGAUUCAGACAUGGGAAUCCCAGAUAAACCUCCAGAUCCAAAUGAAGGAUGGAUGUUUUUUAAAGAUAUCAAAGGAAAGCUUACGAAAACCUUAGAAGAGCGUAAGUCUUCUAUAUCAAAAUCAGGUAAGGAUGAAAAAGGCACAUCAGAGAGUGAUAUUGAAAGAAAAGAUUCUUGUGAUUAUAUGGACCCAGAUCGUACUCCAACAGAAACUGCUGAGGAAAAGAGCUCUUUCAAACUGAGUCCUGCAAUUGAGGCGGCAGAAGUCGAGAAUGAAGAUUCUGUAUUUGCUGAAUAUAUUGACGACAAACUUGAAAGAGCCAAGUGUGAAAUAAUAUCAACAAAAACAGCUACUUCUUCUUCACAGUUCUUCUUGAAACAUCCUCCCAAACCAUCCGCUGCAAAAAUGGAUAUUAGUAUGACAUUAUCAACAUUAAUGGCUAAUCGUCAACCAAGUAUGGAUAUUGAUAUAGCAUCAAAAGAAAAGGAACUGAGUACAGAACCUGUAAAAAUUGAAGAAAAUGUAUCACCUCCAAAACUACCAGAAAUUCAUACAGAAAAUGAAUUAAAUGGAUUAUCUGUAAAAAUUAGAAGAUGCUACUAUUUUAUAAAAACUUACUGGAACACAGUGAUAUUUCGUAUUCUUGUUGGCAUUUUAGGUCUAUUGUUUGUUCCUGUACCUUCCUGGAUAUGUGGGUUUAUUGCUGGUGCUGUCUUAUCAGGUUAUUUUGUAUAUUUUUUAUUUAAACCAGGUAAACCGAAGGAAGCCUUUGUUCUUCCUGACUUCAGUCAGCCAUCUCCAUCCAAUAUACCAGUCACAGAAGUUGAAGAUGAAGUUAUUAUUUAUAAGGGUUGGAUGAAUAUUUUGCCAUAUGAUAUGACUUAUAACCCUGAUACUUAUCAUGUCAAUUGUACACGGUCAUUGUUUAUUCGACUUGACGGAUCUUAUUUGCGAGUGUCCUUCCCUCAAAAAAACAUUCCAAAAAGAGCUAUGUUCAAUGAGCCACGACAUGAAAUGCAGUUUGUCCAUCAGCAACAUUAUGAUAUUACAGGAUCAUCUGUUGAGCUUUUACCAGUUGGUCUGGCAAAAAAGAGGUUAUGGAGUAAAAAAUAUCCUAUUUGUUUAAGAAUUCCUAAUCAUAAACAAUCUGUACUCUCCAACUUUGCGAAGGAUGCUGUUGAUUCUGCUGUGCCAACGAAAACAACUGGUCGCAAGGAGUCUCCUGUUAAAAAAUACAUUCCACGCAUCAAUGAAAAUAAUGAAGUUGUUUUAUACUUAUUCGCUCGUACAGAUAGGGAGAAAGAUUUAUGGCACAACCGUUUUAAAAAGGCUUCUCGCUUGAAACUCCUGAAAUCUCAUUCCCCAUCUUCAUCCCCUAACAUAGCUGCUAUUGACACCUAUUCUUUGGAAAGUAAAAGAACUAUAUCAAUUGACUUAGCUUCAUUACAAUUGUGCUCAAAUGGUGAUUCUGAAUCAUUAGAUAAAGGGAAUGAUGAAGUUGAUAGCUUUACUGAUCUAUCAAUGUCGAAGCAAGAAAAAUUCAAGAUGUAUAUGUCGCACCUGAUGAAUCCCGUUCAUCAUGACCAUCCAUUAUCACUUGGAAUGAAGGAGAAGAAAGAUGAAAAUAGCAAAGUUUCUAAAUCAUCUUCAUCACAAAGUAAUUUGACAUGGUUAAAUGUUUUACUUGGAAGAAUUUUCUUUGAUUUUUUGACAGAAGAUAUGUGGGCACAAUUGGUUGCAGAAAAAAUUCAAAGGAAAUUAAGUAAAAUAAAGUUACCUGUAUUCUUAAAAGAACUUACUGUUAAAGACAUCAAUUUAGGCACAGCAUUACCUAAAAUCCAUCGAGCAUCUGAGCCAUCCGUUGAUCAGCGAGGUCUUUGGAUUGAUAUUGAUUUAUCUUAUAAUGGCUUCUUCCAAAUGACACUGGAAACAAAAAUAAACUUGUUGAGAUACAAAUGUGCUUCUGAAGAGCUUUCAUUAUCAGAGGUGUCAAAAGAAACUGACAGUAUGGAGCAAAUUCUUAGAUCACCUGUUUACAACAGUGAAGAAGAAGACAGUGCUGAAUCGUCAAGUGACGAAGAUGUAUCUAUGCUUGACUCUGCAACUGCUGCAGAUGAAAGUGCUGCACAACUUGCUGGUGGAAGCACAGGCAAGAAACUGUUGAGACUUGUAGAUAGAUUUGCUCAGUCCACAUAUUUUCAACAAGCUGCCAAAAAUAAGUACAUAAAAAAAGCCAUGGAAGAUAUAUCAAACACUCCUCUAGUGUUGACAGUUGAAGUACAGUGGCUAACUGGAACUUUAGCUAUUAAUAUCCCACCAAUGCCAACAGAUCGUUUGUGGUAUGGAUUUCGUACAAAUCCUCACUUAUCAAUUGUGGCCCGUCCAAAGCUUGGUCAUCAUGUAGUAACGUUGACACAUGUCACUGAAUGGAUUGAGAAGAAACUGGUAUCAGAAUUUCAGAAAAUCCUAGUUAUGCCAAACAUGGAUGAUCUUAUAAUACCAAUAAUGCAGUCGGACCUUGAGUUUUCUAAAGCUUAAAAUCCUGCUACUAUUUACAAAUUUGUAUAGUAUUUCUAGUCCUUUGAGAGCUGUUAUUGUUGUGACUAUCUUUAUUUUUAAUUGUCUUAGAACAGAUAUAUUAAGCUUAUUCUUUCUCUUUUUUUUUUUUUUUUCUCUUUUUAAUUAAAUGAUUUUGUAUAAGUUAUCAAGAAGCUGUUAAUGGCUACUUUAAACUUGUGAUAAAUCUGUCAUUGUGAUUUGUGACAAUGAUGUAUUUCAUAAAAUUUUUAUAAUAAGAUGUGCUUUAAUCUUACUUGUGUAUCUUUGGUACUUAAAGGCAUAUUUGAUACUCUGUGGUAUGUAACAGUGACAAAUGUUUCGAUGCUUAAUCAGAUACUAUUGUUAAUUAAGAGCUUAGGAGUAGGAGAGUUGUCUUGUGAGAGUAUAGAAUUUGAGAAUUUAUAUAAAAGAACAAAAAUAUGCUAUAACAAUAUGCAGUCCUCUUUCAUAUUUAGUGGCAUAUUGUUAUUAAGAUAUAAAGUAUUCUUAAAGAAUUUUAUUCAAAAUUAACAGCAGUUUGAUUUAAAUCAGCAUUUGCCAAUGCUUGCUUAGAACCAAAUUUAAAUGGAAUUACAUGAAAGGCUGAUUAUAACACGCUUUCAUUUGAAGAUUUAUGUUUAAACUUGUAAAUAUAUCAUAUCUAUGUGUUGGGCAAAAUAUUGUAGAAAAUAGAAAGAAAAGUGUUCUGUGUACUCACCAUUUUGAAAUGAAGCAUAUAAUAUUUCUUUAGUAGAUGACACCAAAUAUUCCUUUUCAUAAAAAGAUGUGAUUUUUUUCCCCCUUUUAUAUACUCUACAACUUAUUGUGUAGGAUUUUAUAUUUUACUUUUUACUUUUCAUUUUCUUUUUCUUUCAUUUCAAUAAUUGAUUAUAUUUCUACCAAAUAAUCAUGUUCUAGCUUUCCCCCCCCCCCGCUUCCUCUCUUUUAUUUACAAAGCAUGCAGGGAAUUUAUUUUUGAUGACUUGUUCCUAUAUAUUUCAUUUUUUUUUUUUAUACAAAGAUUAAUUUUAUAAUUUAGCUAUCAGCUACAGAAGAAUAUGAACGUUACUUAAUUUUAUCAAUUUCACAUUCAUUUUACAGAACAUAAUUUAUUUUAAAGUAUCUAGUAAAAGAAAGAUUAAAGUUAUAGACCUCAGUUUCAAAGUAUUAUCUCUUAAAAUUGUGAAAUAGACUGUUUGAUAUUGAAGGAUAUAUUGAAAAAAUAAUUAUCUGUAGAGCAUUGUUUUAAGUAUUAUCUAAGCACAAUUAAAUGUACCGUUUUUAUUUAUUCUAUUAUAAAUGUUCAUAUGUUAUUUAUUGUUAUGACAUUUUGUCAUAGAAUAAAUGUUAUUUCAAUGUGCAAAAGAAAACAGUAAUACUGGCUUUGUUUGAGAAGGAGGUGGAGGAGAAUUCCUUUAUUAUGAUAUUUCCUUUAAAAAUGGAAGACCUGGUUUGUAUAAACAUCUGUUCAGAGCUUAUUCUUAAAUGUAUAGAGUGAAUAAAGUUUAAAUUCUGCUUCCUUAUUAAUAUAGUUUCCAUUUGAGAAUUUAGUUUGCCUCACUGAAUUAUUUGAUAAUUUUAUAUUUAUUUAAUUUAUAUUUUGAAAAAUCCAUUUGUCAAAAAAUGUCAUUAAACAUUUGGAUGUAAAAUCUUUUAAUUUGUGAUAAAAUGACAUGAGAAAAAACUAAUGCCCUGCAAUCGUGAAACAUUUUGGAAUUGUAAAUUUUUUGUCUAUAAUAUAUACUUUAAAACAAGCUGUGAAAUCCUUUAUAUAUUUUACUGUUUGAUUUUUUUAAAUCAUUCUUUACCAGAGAACAGAAAAAAAACUUGAAAAACAGAACAAUAAAAGAAUGUUUUAUAGUUAUACAGUUUUGCAAAUAAAUCUGAUAUAUCAAUAAGCAUGAUUGAUUCUUUUAAACAGAGUAUUUGGUUUUUGUUGUCUGUCAGAAAGUCUUCUUAUUUCCUUUAUUAAGCAAAUAAAUUUUGUGCAAUUUCAAAUACUCUCACCAACUUCUAUGUGAGGGUAUUUCACACCAGUGUUGAUGGAUCAUACAAGUAUAACUUAUAUGCUAAUUUCAGCAUUUGUGAUAAUUGACAAGCACUUAUCAUUUUAAUCAGAUGUAUGCAUUUAAUAACUAAUUUCUGGCAUUUGAUUUCUCAAUAGUUAUUCUUUCCUUUCCCUUUUGUGAAAAAAUAUUGAAAAGUGUCAAAUCUUUUAUUUUUUAAUUCAUUUAAAAACACACAAAAAUGGAACUAACAUAAAAGCCAAUGCAAAGCUUUAAACUUAUUUUUUAACUUUCUAUUUACAUUGUAUGUACCAUAAUUGAAAUUCUAUUCUGUCAAAGUAUUUUGUUGUACAGUCUAGUAGAAAACUUUUUUCAGUAUAAUUCAAAGAAAUAAUAAAUCUGACAGUCUGUUCAUAUUUCAUUUAUUUGGAAUUUAUGUAUAUAUUUAGCAAGAUUGCUUGAAACUUUAUAUUUUAGGGCUUUGGUCCUAGCUUUUGGUUGUGCAAUAAUUAAUAGUAUUCAAGUACUAAAAAUGUUUUCUUGUUGUUCAUGUUUUAUGAAGUAAUUUAUUGAGGUAUUUUUUUAUAUUGGGUUUUUCUUUAAUAUAUGUAUUACAUUUAUGCUGUGAAUUAAAUUGGAUGAGAUAUAGUUUGAAGUUUGUUAUGCAGAUAUAUGAGAUAUAGUUUGAAUUGCUCAUGAAAUGCUAAUAAUGUGUUGCAUCUGUUAAAAUAAUUCUUUGUUUGCAAAUCGAUAUAUAGAAUUAUUUUUAAUCAUUUUUUAUUCAUUAUUUGUAUAUUUAUGCCAUAGAAAUUGUACUUUAUACUAUUAGAUAUCAGUCAAUUUUAAUAAGAUCCAAUGUUAACCAUAUUACAUUCCUCCAUGAAAUGAUGUAAUAUUCAUGGUCUGGUGCAUGUAAUUUCUCUUUAAAUUGUAUAAAAAAGUUACAUUAUUAAUAUUUUAAAACUAAUAUAUUGAAAGAAAAAUGAAAACUUUUGUUCAUAGAAUUCAUAAAUAUAAUCCUAUUAAAAUUUGACAUAGUGUUGAAGUUGAAAUGUUCAUCUAUUUUUAAACAUCUAAUUUCUCAUUUAAAUAAAUAUCUAAGUUAAAAAAAAAAACUAUUCAGAUAAAAAUGUGCCAAGAAAACUAAUGAUAAUCAAGUAUGUGACUUUUUAAUGAAAAAGUUGAAACACUUUCUAUGAAAAAUAUUUUGCCUCUUUACAAAUAAAAAGUUACAACGAAUUUUUCAUUUUUAUUGAAAAUUGUGCUUUCUAUUAAACUCAUUAAAUUGAUAUUGCAUUUCAUACUGUAAAAAAAUAAGUCUUUCAGUAUAACUUCUGGAAGAAAUGAAUGUUAAUGUGAGACAUCAAUUUUUAAUGUUUAAAUUUUAGCUAUAGUUUUUAACUGUACAUAAUAUUGAAAAAAGUUUUGUUUGCAAUACGAUCCAAAGAAAAAUGGGAUUUAUACAAAUUUGAGAUACAAGUCAUAGCUUGUGAACCAGUAAUACUGUUUUGAUGUGUUAACACAGGGCUUCUAGCAUUAUGGGUUGUGAAAAAUUUAGCAAGUCCAUUUUUCCAUAUUCAUCAACAUUGAAAACAAAAGUAUUAAUAGACAUCUUAUUAUGCAAGAUGUCAUCAAAUUUUACUAAAUACUUUUCCUAAUUAUCAUUAAUUAAUUUUCAUUUCUGUAAAGGAAUGUAUAAAUAUAAUCCAACUUUAGGAGAUGGUAAUAAAAUUUUCCUACAAAAAGGGAUUGAGAAAAGUUAUUAGAAGUCCUGUUUUAGAUAGCUGAAAAAAAAUUAUUGACAUCUAAUAAUAUAUAUAAAGAAUUUUUUUCAUAAAUAAUGAAGGCAAUUUCGUAGUAUUUAUGCGCAAUUUGUUUCUAAUUUUUGUUGGUAUGUAUUGUGUAUUUGAUGUUAUGACUUUAUAUGUUUGCUGUGAUAAUUGACCAAUGUGUGUGUGUAAUGUUACUUUAGGAGCAAUUUUUCAAAAUCUUCUGGUGAACUCGAUGUUACAUGACAUAUAUGUUAAAUGUUUGCUUAGUAUCUAGUCAGUUUUGUGUAUUUUAAAUUCGAAAUUUUUAUUUCAUUUUAAACAGCCAAUGAAAUAAAGAUGAAAAGAUACAUUCUGUCUUUCAAUAUUACUGUUGCAUACAUA